Molecule: messenger RNA, 1187 nt
Organism: Ipomoea triloba (trilobed morning glory)
Lineage: Eukaryota; Viridiplantae; Streptophyta; Magnoliopsida; Solanales; Convolvulaceae
Product: probable pectinesterase 29
Exons: 5
Coding region: 29-1051 (340 amino acids)
Biological process (GO): cell wall modification
Molecular function (GO): pectinesterase activity
Source: RefSeq, a predicted model, not a curated record
UCUGCCUUCUCAUCAGUUGUGUUUUUGGAUGUUCCUCGUCAGCAUCGUAGUGGAAGGUGGUGUUGUUGCAUACCAACAACCAUAUGCCGCCGCCAAUGGCAGAUGGCAAAUUAAGAAGAAUAAUAAUUAUUAUUAUUAUCCAGUCAUCUAUGUGGAUCCAUCUGGGCAUGGACAUUUCCGGACAAUCCAGGCAGCCAUUGAUUCAGUUCCUCAGUACAACAAGAAUUGGAUCUGCAUUCAUGUCAGAGCUGGAACUUAUAGAGAACAAGUGAAGAUUCCAAGAGAGAAACCCUAUAUUUAUCUGAGAGGACAAGCACAGAGAAGAACCAAUGUGAUAUGGGAUGGGCAUGACUCCAUUGAAGCCGCUACCUUCUCUUGUGAUGCUGAUAAUACAUUUGUCAAAAGCAUAACCUUCAUUAACUCGUAUAACUUUCCGCCGGAGCACAACAGAAACCCAAGGAGGGUGGCGGUGGCGGCAAUGUUAUCCGGCGAUAAAAUGGCGUUUUACCGAUGCGGAUUUAAGGGAUGGCAAGAUACGCUGUGGGAUGUGCAUGGGCGUCACUACUUUAAGAAAUGCAGCAUUAACGGCGCCGUUGAUUUCAUUUUUGGUAACGGCCAAUCCAUCUAUGAGGGGUGUUCUAUAUCAGUAGAUAGAGGCGGCGAAGAAGGAAUGAUAGGGUACAUAACAGCACAAGGGAGGCAGGAGGGUGGGGAAAGCAGUGGAUUUGUGUUCAAGAAGUGUCAUGUGCAUGGGUCUGGCAAAGCCUACUUGGGAAGGCCUUGGAGAGACUAUGCAAGAGUCAUCUUUUACAGAACUUAUAUGGAAGACAAUGUUGUCCCUCAAGGCUGGACCAGUUAUGCUACUUCAUCCGGGUUGAAUAAGUUGACAUUUGUGGAGCACGGUUGCAGUGGACCAGGGUCGAACAAGUCAAUGCGAGUAAAGUGGUUAGCAAAGUUGGGCGGGCGAGAGUUGCGCUAUCUCACAAGUCUCUCUUACAUUGAUAACGAUGGAUGGCUUCUCAAGCUUCCCCCUAGUAAAAUCUUAGCUUGAUAUAAUCCACCAAAUUAAUAUAUAUUCAUUAUUCUAUAUUUUUGUCAUUGGCUUGUAGCUUCUAUGUACCAAUAAUAUUGCCAUGUCUCCAACGAUAUAGCAAUAAAUACCAUUGCCAAUUAUGACAAACAUGGGA